Drosophila takahashii is the source of this 507-nucleotide messenger RNA. RefSeq lists its product as uncharacterized. NCBI's taxonomy places the organism in Eukaryota, Metazoa, Arthropoda, Insecta, Diptera, Drosophilidae. The record is from RefSeq and is a predicted model, not a curated record.
AUGAUUUUGUUACUCAUCCACCUGAUUCAUUAUACCGAAGCCAAGAGGCGAAUACGAUGGGAUUGCUUUGAUUGCCAGAUGGGACCGCAGUAUGCUGAUCAGAUGAAAUGCCAGGUUGGCGGCAUUAGACGCUCCCUCUUAAAUGUGGAACUUAACUUGCUGGCGGAACUGGACAAAAUUAAGACUUAUAUCAAAAUUUCGAAUAGAUUUAAGUCAACCUCUCCGUAUCGAAAGUUCUUUGACAUCACUUUUGAUGGAUGUAAAGUGAUAUCCGAUAUGGUUCAAGGUACCAUGGUAUCGAACAUGUUUAAUGCUGUCGUCAAAUCGAGCAAUCAACCCCGCAAGUGUCCCGUAAAAGAGGGCACAAUUUACUAUCAUAACAUAAGUAUUGAAGAUGCCUUACCCAUGUUUGUGCCCACUGCCCAGCUAUUCAUCCAAGUAGACUUCUACUCUCGUCGGCAAUUGUACUUAAACGUAAGCCUGAGAGGAGAAAUAACUGAAAAAUAA